AUUUGAUCGUGAUUUAGCACUGAGAUUAAAGGAAUCGAUACUCGAAAAUAGGCAAUUUAAACUUCAGAUGAUAAUUGGGCGUUUGUGAAUUGUAUUUGCCAUGGUUGUAUCAAACUUAUUUUUUCCUCCCUUCAAUCAAGUAUUUGUGUGAAAUAUUUUGCGUGAAAACAAGUGGAAGCUUUUGUUAUCAAACUUUCUUAUCAUCUGACAUUGACAAAUGACGUUAGAUUUGCUUAACCCGGGAAAAGUUGAUUUUUAUUAAAAAAAAAAUAAAACUGUGUAUCCUAACUGAUAGUACUAUAUGUUAUUAUAAGCUAAAAAUGUAUAAUUAUCAGGGAGAUGAUGAUUCAAAAUUCAUACCCGAAGAGAAGAGCGAUAAAUUUGAUGACAAUAGUUUUAACAAGCGACUGCAAGUUUAUCAACAAUCCUUACAAAAUUCUUCAAAUCUAUCAUCUAAAAUCAUUCUUGAUUCAGUUUGGGAAACAAAACAAGAUUCUUUUAGUAAUGAAAGAGUGAAUAAAAUUCUAAAUAAUGCUCAAAGUCUUAUACAAUUUCCUGUAGCACAAAAUAUUAAAACAUGGAGAAGCUCACUAAGCAAAUUUACAGACCCAGUUAAGAUGACUCAAUGCAAGAAAUGCUCCACAUCACAAAACUACAUUGGUUUCAACAAAUUUGUCACAAAUGUAUGCAAAUGUGAUACAUGUUCACUUGAAGAUACUCAAAGCAACAGUAAACCAGAAGUAACAAGUAGAUCUACAAAUGAACAAAACAAAAUACAGAAAAGCAAUAGCAAUAAACAAAAAAAUAUGAAACCAAAUUUACCAAAACCAGCCAGCAAACCCAGUCAUUCAUAUUACAAUACUUUUAUAAACAAUACAGUAGAUUUAAAGACUGAUAUUAACACAAAAACGAAUUGGGAAUAUGGUACAAAUGAAAACGUCUGUCCUCAAAGUAAUUUAGACAGAGAAGAAGAAGAAAAUAAAGCUCAUAAAAGUAACAUUGCUAAAAUAACUUUCAAGACAGCUAGAGAAACAUUUCUUGCUUCAAAUCCUAACGCUAAAAGAGUACUUGGUGUAUCCAGGAAGACUCAGGGCAAAUUUGUUUCACCAAUGAUAGGUGCUCAAGAGAAACAAGAGAAGAAUGAAACAGUAGUAAAUGAUGACAGACUCAAACACAUUGAUAGCAAAAUGGUUGAAUUGAUUGAAAGUGAAAUCAUUGACAAGGGAACUCCAGUUGCAUGGGAGGACAUAGCUGGUCUCGAGUUGGCGAAAUCUGUUAUCCAAGAGGCGGUAGUAUGGCCACUGCUGCGCCCGGACAUAUUCACUGGCCUGCGACGUCCACCUAAAGGCAUCCUGUUGUUUGGACCUCCGGGCACUGGAAAGACUCUUAUAGGCAAAUGCAUAGCAGCACAGUGCCAUGCUACUUUCUUCAGUAUCUCAGCUUCCUCGCUGACCUCCAAAUGGCUCGGUGACGGCGAGAAGAUGGUGCGUGCACUCUUCGCUGUUGCUGCUUGCCAUCAGCCAGCAGUGAUAUUCAUAGACGAGAUUGACUCGCUGCUGACUCAACGGUGCGAUAGUGAGCACGAGGCCACUAGAAGGAUCAAGACUGAGUUUCUCGUGCAGUUCGAUGGAGCUGCCACUGGUGAAGAAGACCGUCUGCUCGUAGUAGGUGCUACCAAUCGCCCUCAGGAACUCGACGAGGCGGCGCGACGUCGUCUAGUUAAACGACUCUACAUACCCUUGCCUGAUGCAAAUGCACGUGAGCAGAUUAUAACCAAUCUUCUGAAUACCGAAAACAAUGACCUGACGCGUCAGGAUAUGGCGGAGAUCGCAGUGCUUACUGACGGAUACUCCGGAGCGGAUAUGAAGUCGCUUUGCUCCGAGGCAGCUAUGGGACCCAUUAGAUCUGUUCCUUUCUCACAGAUUAUCAACAUAGAUAGAGAUAAGGUCCGUCCAGUAAGUGUUCAAGAUUUUAAGAAUGCCCUACAGCGUGUCCGUCCCAGUGUAUCGCAGGAUGAUCUUGGACAGUAUGUCAAGUGGAACAAUACAUACGGACAAGGCUUUUAAACGCCUUAUUUAUUUGUUUAUUAAUAAUAAAUAGUUUAUAUGCUAAAUGUGUAGUUUACUUUUGUAAAUGGUAAAUUCUUUAAAAUAAUAAGUAAUUACAAACUCUUGGAUGUGCUAAUCUAUGUAAAAUUCAUCAUGACAUUGACGGAAAAUAUAAAAUGUCAACUGCCAAUGUGCAAUAAACUUAAAAGAGCGGCAAACGUUUUAAAUUACUUCUUGUUAUUAAUAUAAUAAUUAUUAAAU
Molecule: messenger RNA, 2309 nt
Organism: Papilio polytes (common Mormon)
Lineage: Eukaryota; Metazoa; Arthropoda; Insecta; Lepidoptera; Papilionidae
Product: fidgetin-like protein 1
Exons: 10
Coding region: 321-2066 (581 amino acids)
Molecular function (GO): microtubule severing ATPase activity; ATP binding; ATP hydrolysis activity
Source: RefSeq, a predicted model, not a curated record